Messenger RNA from Erigeron canadensis, 1459 nucleotides. RefSeq names its product protein trichome birefringence-like 35. Lineage: Eukaryota; Viridiplantae; Streptophyta; Magnoliopsida; Asterales; Asteraceae. The coding region runs from base 69 to 1382 and encodes 437 amino acids. The record is from RefSeq and is a predicted model, not a curated record. Gene Ontology annotation, molecular function: O-acetyltransferase activity. Gene Ontology annotation, cellular component: Golgi apparatus. The transcript is spliced from 6 exons.
AUCAUCAUCGUCACUUUCUUGCAAUCUGAAAUUAAGAUUAUAAUACUAAAUAAUAAUAAUACUAUGAUAUGAUGAAUCAGAAGAAGAAAACCCAACUUCCAUUGAUAGCAAUCAUAUUAUUUUUCUUCAUAUUUGUUGCUUCUACUGUUUUCUUUAAUGAACACAGAUUUCAACAAUUCCAUCACAACCAAGAUUUUGACAAGAUUACAUUUUCACUCAAUUCUUCACCCCCAGGGAAAUUCAAUUCAGUGGCUUUGGAUCGAUUCAGCUCAUGCAACUCUACUGUAAAGUACAAUGGACGCAAAGCCGAAUGGGACGUGCAUUUGCUGCAAUCUGAUAAACAAAGAGAACACGACGACAUGUGUGAUGUGUUUUCUGGCAGAUGGGUAUUCGACAACACUUCAUAUCCGCUUUAUAAUGAAUCGGAUUGUCCAUACAUGUCUGACCAGUUGGCUUGUCAUAAGCAUGGUAGACCUGAUUUGGAGUACCAGUAUUGGAGAUGGCAACCUCAUGGCUGCAAUUUGAAGAGAUGGAAUGCAACUCAGAUGUGGGAGAAAUUGAGGGGGAAGAGAUUGAUGUUUGUAGGAGAUUCACUGAACAGGGGCCAAUGGAUAUCAAUGCUGUGCUUAUUAGAGUCGGUAAUCCCUGCAGAAAAGAAGUCAAUAACACCAAAUGCCCCUCUUACCAUUUUCCGAGCCGAGGAAUACAAUGCCACGAUAGAAUUCCAGUGGGCACCACUUUUGGUUGAGUCAAAUUCCGAUGAUCCAGUCAACCACAGAUUGGAUGAGAGAAUAAUGCGCCCCGAUUCAGUUCUCAGGCAUGCAUCUGAAUGGAAGCAUGUUGAUAUAUUGAUCUUCAAUUCAUAUUUAUGGUGGAGACAAGGCCCUGUAAAGUUGUCAUGGAGUAACCAGAAAAAUGGAGUUUGUGAAGAAGCGGAUGGGUUAGAAGCCAUGGAGUUGGCCAUGGACGCAUGGGCAAAUUGGAUACGAUCUAACAUUAAUCCAAUGAAGAAGAAAGUGUUUUUUGUUACAAUGUCCCCUACUCAUCUCUGGAGUCGGGAGUGGGAAGCAGGAACGGAAGGGAACUGCUAUAAUGAAAAACUUCCCAUUGAAGAUGAAAGAUAUUGGGGAAGUGGUUCAGAUUUGGCUACAAUGAGGAUGGUGGAUAACGUUGUAAAUAAAUUGAGGUCUAGGAUUAGUGUUAUUAACAUUACUCAGUUGUCUGAGUACCGGAAAGACGGGCACCCAUCAAUAUAUCGGAAGUUUUGGGAGAGUCGAACCGCAGAGCAAUUAGCAAACCCAAUGAGUUAUUCUGAUUGUAUACAUUGGUGUUUGCCUGGUGUUCCUGAUGUUUGGAAUGAGAUUUUAUUCCAUUUUCUAUAAACAGAAAGUUUCUUAUCAUUCAUGUUGUAAUGUAAUGAGUUUUUGUAAAAAUCCAGAUUCUGUGUCAUGAACAAAAA